This is a messenger RNA of Theileria orientalis strain Shintoku, 708 nucleotides long. RefSeq lists its product as hypothetical. The record is from RefSeq and is a predicted model, not a curated record. The transcript has 2 exons. Bases 1 to 708 code for a protein of 235 amino acids. Lineage: Eukaryota; Apicomplexa; Aconoidasida; Piroplasmida; Theileriidae.
AUGAUUGUAAAAUACAACAACAGAUUAUUUUCCAAUUUAAACUAUGUAUUUGAUAAUUUACAUAAAAUACAUUUUCGUUCAUUUAAUACACCAUCACGUAAUGAUUAUUGUCCAUCGCCUGAUUCCAAUCCUUCAGAAUCAUCAGAAGAUGCUUCAAGCAAUUUAAAACUCAAUAAUGUUAAGUUGGUAGAAUAUACCUUCAAUUGGGGAGUUGGAAAUAAAUAUAUUGAACAAUCCCGCAACAGGUUAGAUUCACCGUGUUUAAUUCAAAAUUUCAGGAUAAGGCCCACACAUAAGAAAAAAGUUACCACCGUUACAAUUCCUUCCAAUUAUUUUGAUGUUACAGAUAAGUUUGAAAACUGCAAGUUGGUUUUUGACGAGGUUAAUGAACAAUGGGAAGUUCUCUGGCUGGAAUAUAAUAAACUUAACGGGAAACCCUUUCCGGUCAAAAAACAUGGAAUCCAGGCCUCAAAGAGACAAGCAAUAGAAUUUGCUAAGGAGAUUAAUGAUAAACUAAAUAAUUCUGACGGUAAUAACCAUCAUAAGAAUAGCAACGAGGAUAAAAAUAUAUCUUUCGACAAUGUUCUACAAUGCUGGGUAGGAUUAGGUAGAGCUGGGAGUCGUCCAAUCGCUAGAGCAUACUCGGCAGAUUAUCACGGAUUUGAAAAUUCUAAAGACCUUUCUAAAAACUUAAACAAGUCGAAUUAA